AACAUCAAAGUUUAUUCACUUCAGUGUACUUUGAACAUCAUCUGUACAGGUGUACGUCAUGUUUCUCGCAGAGUGUACUUUUAGCACUGUAGUCUUCUGGAAGGACAAGGCUGCAGUCUGAUACGAUUCAAUCAAAAAAGGAUUCUGAUAUAUUAUUGUGGAUAUGGAGAAAAAGCAUCCAGGAGUUGGUCGUUGUAAAUGUGCAUUUUGGUUUGCUGUUUUUCACGACAUUUUUGGACUUUUUGUCCUCCUGGUUGGUGUGUUUUGGGACAUCUUUUUCCAUGACUUUUUAAUUUACGCCGGAGCUGUGAUCAUUUUUCUGAGUCUCAUCUGGUGGGUGUUUUGGUACACUGGUAAUAUUGAAGUUCCUCCUGAAGAGCUGGAGGACGACAUUGCUCAAUACAAACACUCUAAAGGAAUUUCAGGUGUUAUGCGUAAGGUCUCCAGCAGUCUCUCCAACGGGCUGAGGAAUUCUUUCAGGAGAAACGGAAGAAUUAACACUCAGGCUGAAGGCUCUCUGGCAAACCGCACGGCCAGAGCAGAUCAACCGGUUACCAUUGCCAUGAGCUCCUAUACGAAUACACAACCACCUGGGACGACCAACCCCCUGAACCAAGAUCCUUUGGUGAUAUAAUAUGCUGGAGGACUCCUAUUGGACAGGAGGGAGAAUCAAAUAAGACUUAUCUUUUGUACCACACACAGCAAACUUUGCUCGACAUUCAGUGUCAGGCUCUGAUUUGCAUCUCUAUUCCCACAGUGCUCUGCGGGGAGACCCUCCUCUUCACAUCUGCAUCCAUGCGGCCUAGAAAUGACUUGCCUUUAGAAGUGCUUUAUAGAUCUUUAAGAUCAUCAGUGUUUUCGGCUACUUUUUUGUAUAAUUGUUAAUAUAUAAAUAUUGUUAUAAAAAU
This is a messenger RNA of Sinocyclocheilus grahami, 908 nucleotides long. RefSeq names its product transmembrane protein 238-like. The coding region runs from base 164 to 634 and encodes 156 amino acids. Lineage: Eukaryota; Metazoa; Chordata; Actinopteri; Cypriniformes; Cyprinidae. The record is from RefSeq and is a predicted model, not a curated record. The transcript has 2 exons.